This is a messenger RNA of Pyrenophora tritici-repentis Pt-1C-BFP, 913 nucleotides long. The record is from RefSeq and is a predicted model, not a curated record. Lineage: Eukaryota; Fungi; Ascomycota; Dothideomycetes; Pleosporales; Pleosporaceae.
ACGCGCACCGCGCGCUUCUUCGAGUCAGGGCAACCCUGGCUUUGUGUGGGAUUGUCGAUCGUCUAUACUGUAUCCAAGCUAGGCCGCGCUGUGAAGGAUUUUCUCUCCUUCCGUCGGACGCUGAUAUGGCCAAUCACGAGACUGCGCCUCUCCUUCCAUUGGUCGCGCCACGGCAAGCAUACCGCUUUAUCACAAACGUCAAACAUGGCAGGCUGGUCGAGCAAAAUACUUACGUGUCGGACCGUUUUCGUCAGAAAUAUCACAGAGAAGAUCAUCGACGCCGCACAAUUGUGUAUACAUCGCUAUACGAGCAUCUUACUGGUAUUCCCCCGCUCACGCUAUAUCUCCCUUGCCAAGUUAGAACAUCAUGGCGGGCAUCAUGUGCUGCUGGGCAAACGUCAACAAGGAGGCUGCGAAAUGGUACGAAGAGGAGUGGGUCCCACGCAUGCGCAACCCAAAUAUUGCACACAGCAUACAUUGCGAGGUCACGGCGAGUGGCAUGGAGAAUGAGCCAGUGGGCAAGCUCGACUCGCCGUGGCCAUACAUGACCAUUUACGAAGUGAGCAAUGUCGACCAAGCAAACAAAGAUAUGGCAGACAAAACCUACAGUCCACCUGAUAACGUCCUCGCCGGAGCUCUCAAGGAGGCGCGCUUCGACGUCCGAACCUAUCGCGAGGUGAAGCGAUGGCAGGAUGAAGAGUGGGAAGGUGAGGGUGGUAGUGAAGAUAUCGAACAUGUUGCGAGUGUGGCGGCAAUGGAAUGGCGCGUUCCCGCCGACAAAGAAGAAGAGGUUCUAAAGUACUACAUGGAAGUUGUCGGCCCCACGAUAGCCAGUUCCCCGGAUGUCUUGCGUUUCCGCCUUUUCACAGUCGACCGUGCGGCAAGCAUCAACGGCAGCUCGCGGUCGUGGUGA